GACAAUUGUUUUCGAUUUUUAUCUCUUGUGUGUAUUUGCAAAGUGCUCGUGUUAUUGUAAACCUUAAAUGGAUUUAAUAAGCGAUGAAAUCCGGCCAUGGGACGCCAACGACGUUAAAGAACAGUUCGGAGACAGUCUCAUGCUAUUGCCUUCGAACGAUAAUAUCAAAGAGCUGCAGAGUAUUUUACGAGAUAAAAAUACAUCGCGAAGUGAUUUUAAGUUUUAUGCAGACCGUUUGAUAAGGCUAGUAAUCGAGGAGAGUCUGAACAAGCUGCCGUUCACGGACUGCGAGGUGGUGACGCCCACGGGAGCGUUGUACAAAGGAUUGAAGUAUGGUGCUGGGAACUGUGGUGUGUCUAUCGUGCGGUCCGGAGAGGCUAUGGAACAAGGUCUCAGAGAUUGCUGUCGCUCCAUCCGCAUUGGCAAGAUCCUGGUGGAGAGUGACACAGACACACAUGAGGCACAUGUAGUCUAUGCCAAGUUCCCCGAGGACAUAGCUCGGAGACAGGUGCUGCUCAUGUACCCAAUCAUGUCCACAGGAAAUACUGUUAAACAGGCAGUGAACGUUCUGACUCAGCACGGCGUGAAGGAGGAGCGCAUCAUAUUGUCCAAUUUGUUCUGCACGCCCGCCGCCGUACAAGCCGUGGUAGACUACGUGCCCAGGAUGAAUAUCCUCACCUCCGAGCUCCACCCAGUAGCGCCUAACCACUUUGGACAGAAGUACUUUGGGACUGACUGAAAGUUUCUAGGGCCAAUUGAUUGCUUUAACUAUUUUGUCUGGUAACUUAAGAGACAAAACAACAACAGAAGGUUCUCUAUCUAACAAUCGUAAUUUGAAAGGAACAUGCGUGAUCUUUUUCCUCUCAUGGUGAAGAAAAGUUGGUUGUUAACACAUUCAGUGCCGAAAACCAGACUAUCAGGUAUUUUAUGAUUUCGUUCCCAGGCCGGACGACCCGAUAGUCGGGAUCGUGGUGGCCUGGCGCGGGUGUCUUGUUUGACUGAGUGGCAAUGAAUGUGUUAAUACGCUUUUUAAAUUUGUUUUUUUUUUGUACAACUGCAGCUUCAAUAUUUUGAUAAUUUUUUUAAUUGCAAGUUUGUAGAAAACAACACUAACAUGAUUUCAUUUUGGUUCAUGAGAAUUGCGUGGAUAAGGGUGGUAUUCCACCUGGCCAAUGUCACAGCGUCUCACUCUCUCAUUAAGCAAAAUGUGAGACGCAAUACACAUUGAACAAAGAAAUUGGACAGAUGGAAUACCACCCAAGAUAAGUUUGUGAUAAACAUUUAAAAAUAUAACUUUAAAAGAGUAUUUGACCGAAAAUACCAUGAUAUUCAAUCUCAUAACAUUUUUUAUUAGAAAUAUAAGCUAAAAAACAACUGAACUAUUAUUUAUUAUAUUUAGGCUGCACACAACUAAUUGUAUUUACAGUAUCAUGACAUUUAUGACUUGUGUCUCGUUCGUAUGACCAUAAUUAAUGUGCUACCAAUGAAAUAUGCUAAUGGCUUGUGCCUAGCCUUUGUUCAGUUUAAUUCCAGAUCUUUUUAACUGGUCAGGACGUUUAUAAAUUGUAUUAUACUAAAUUGUAGUCAUUAGGAUAAAAUGAGAAUAAAUUUGUUUAUUUAUAAAU
Messenger RNA from Cydia splendana, 1625 nucleotides. It is a transcript of the gene kri, whose product is annotated as uracil phosphoribosyltransferase homolog. The record is from RefSeq and is a predicted model, not a curated record. Gene Ontology annotation, cellular component: cytoplasm. Gene Ontology annotation, molecular function: ribosylnicotinamide kinase activity. NCBI's taxonomy places the organism in Eukaryota, Metazoa, Arthropoda, Insecta, Lepidoptera, Tortricidae. The coding region runs from base 68 to 739 and encodes 223 amino acids. The transcript has 5 exons.